Molecule: messenger RNA, 901 nt
Organism: Melospiza melodia melodia
Lineage: Eukaryota; Metazoa; Chordata; Aves; Passeriformes; Passerellidae
Product: homeobox protein HMX2-like
Exons: 2
Coding region: 1-777 (258 amino acids)
Biological process (GO): regulation of transcription by RNA polymerase II
Cellular component (GO): nucleus
Molecular function (GO): RNA polymerase II transcription regulatory region sequence-specific DNA binding; DNA-binding transcription factor activity, RNA polymerase II-specific
Source: RefSeq, a predicted model, not a curated record
AUGGUGCAGCUCGGGGGCGGCCGCCGAGCUCCUCCGGCCCCGGGCGCGCCGCCGGCCUUCAGCAUCGAGAGCAUCCUGCGGCGCCCGGCCGGGGAGCGGGGCACGGCCCGCUGCGCGCUGCCGGAGGAGCAGGAGGAGGAGGAGCAGGAGGGAGAGGGGCCUGAGGAGCAAGAGCCCAGUAAAGGCUCCAGCGACUCGGGCGGCGGGCCCCGCCGGGCCCGGGCAGAAGGGACGAGCCGCGGCCUCGGCCCCGAGGGCGGCGAAGCGGGAUCCCCGCUCCCCGCGGAGGGGAUACGCGGUCCCCGGCAGCCGCCGCCGCGAGAGGCCGGGGGCUCCGGGGCCGAGAACGGCAGAUCGCCGGCGGCGGGCGGCAGGAAGAAGACACGGACCAUCUUCUCCAAGAGCCAGGUGUUCCAGCUGGAGUCCACCUUCGACGUGAAGCGCUACCUGAGCAGCUCCGAGCGGGCCGGGCUGGCCGCCGCGCUGCACCUCACCGAGACGCAGGUGAAGAUCUGGUUCCAGAACCGCCGCAACAAGCUCAAGAGACAAAUGUCAUCCGAGGCCGAGGGCCCGGGGCCGGCCGAGCCCCCCGGGGAGCCGCAGCCCCCCAGUGCCGCCUCGGCUCUCUCCUUCCCGGCCGUCUACAAGGACAGCGCCCUGCUCAGCCGCUGCCUGCUGCCGCUGCCUUUCCCCCUGCUCUGCCCGGGCAGCGCCAUCCCCUACCUCUGCCUGCCCGGGCCGGGCAAACACUUCAGCCUGGUGGACGGGGAUGUAUAGCCCUGGCCUCCGACCUUGCCUUGCCGAGGGCCGCCCCGAUUUUAUUUAUGACCCCGCUGCGCAGGUGGAGUGUCCGUCACAGCCACAGCCACCACCCGGCCCACGGAGGGGCCGCCCGGGCGCC